Messenger RNA from Parnassius mnemosyne (clouded apollo), 1263 nucleotides. The record is from the annotation of a GenBank genome assembly. Lineage: Eukaryota; Metazoa; Arthropoda; Insecta; Lepidoptera; Papilionidae.
AUGAAUCUAAACAGUGUGGGAUUUAAGAACGGUAGUAUAACCUUAGACGGCCCUCGGGGUAUUUAUUAUUCUGGUCAAGUGGUAUCAGGAAAAAUUGAGUUCGAAUUAAAUCAACCAUUGACAUUUUCAGCUAUUAACGUUGUUUACCAUGGAGGAGCAAGUGUGUUGUGGACUGAGCCUCAAACAGAAAUGUAUUCAGGUGUUAAAAGAUACACACAAGUGGAGUACAAGGCAUAUGAGGAAUACUUCAAUACUGUCCAAUGUGUAUGUGGUGGUGAUGGUACAUCCGUUCUGCAUCAAGGCUCCCAUUCGAUACCAUUCGAAUUCCAGAUACCCUUCACAGUGCCUUCAUCCUUCAGCAGUCCUUUAGGCAAUGUAACAUACAAAGUUAGCGCGUACUUAGAGGCACCACCAAUAAGAGAGGAACUGGAAAGAACUUUUGAAGUUGUUGCACCCCUAGAUCUGAAUAAGGAUGAGAGCGGGGAUGCACAGCAACCAAUUGAAAUGCAGUUCGAAGAAAUAUAUAGUUGUUGCUGUAGCACGCAGCCGAUCUCAAUCGGCGUCAAGCUUCCUGUAUCCGGCUACUGUCCUGGUCAACCUAUACCCAUCACGAUAGAUGCACAGAAUAACUCAAGUACAGAGAUAUCUAAGAUUAUUUUCCAACUAAUUAUGAAGGAAAGGUAUCAUAGCCGUAACCCAGUUUCGGAGUACACUCCCCCUGAGAAACUUCUCGCCACAAUGAAGAAAGGCCCAAUCAUGAGUAAUACGAAGCGGGUCUACACGUUCGAAAUGCCGGUGCCGGAGAUGAUAGCACCCCAUCUGGACAAUUGUGGAAUAAUCGACUUGGGCUUUUUCUUUAAGGUAAUAAUAAAACUAUCGGGCUGUAACGACGACAUGGAAGACGAAAGUGAAAUAUACAUUGGACUCAUACCCUUGGAAAUAACAACUAGAGGAAACAGAUAUGUGCACCCAUUGAGCCACAGCCUACCCGAUGACCCCAUACCGGACCCCAAUUCCGCCCCCAACUUUACAAGUCUACCCCCAUACAUGUCCGGGGGCAUGGGAACCGAACACAAGUCAAGUGCUACAAAUUUGCUCAACGCAAGCAAUAGUACUCCUUAUGGUAGUAAGAGCAAUAUGAGUACGUCCACCGUGCACUCUAUAAAUGCUAGGACAAGCCCCCAUUCGCCAUAUCUAAUGCCGUCAGCCCCUUACCUUGUUCAAGAGAAACCUAAGUCUUAUGAAAUAGGGUUUAAAAUAUAG